UUGGUGGUUUCUCUUCGCAGUCGGUUUUCUCACCUGUGGCUGCUCGGCUGAAAAUUCCCCUCACCUUGUUUCUUGAAGUCUUGCAGAGCACAGUUGUGACCGUUUGUCAUUUGGCCAGCAGAAAGCAAGAUGCCUGGACAAGAGAAAGUUGAGAUGCAGUGGAUGCCACGGCCGGAGGAAUCCGCGCCGUCCAAUUGCCCACAAGGGCUGGAGUACCUGCUGUUGAUCGACCAGCUUCUUGUCCACCAGAAAAUUGAACUGCUGGAGCUAAUGACCGGCUUCGAGACUGAGAAUAAGUACGUCGUGAAGAAUUCAUUAGGCCAACAGGUGUAUUACGCCAAAGAAGUUUCGGACUGUGCUACACGUCAGUGCUGCGGACCCAACCGUCCGUUUCAGAUGCAGAUCACCGACAACGCCGGCAAGGAAGUGAUGAGACUGGACCGUCCCUUCCGCUGUGGAUUUCAGUGCUGUUGUGAAACGCAGCGGCCUUUCCUGGAAGUGCAAGCGCCGCCGGGCAAUCCCAUUGGAUACGUGAAGUCCGAGGCUUGCGCCUGUGUCUGGCCCACUUUCUUGCUUCUGGAUUUGAAUAUGCAGCCAAUUCUACGCAUUCACACUCCUUGCUGUGGCGUCGGAUGCUGUGACUGUUCGCCAAAGUAUCCGGUGAGAUCUAUGGAUGGCCAGGACGUCGGUCUCAUCCAGAAGCAGUGGUCAGGAUUGACAAAGGAGAUGUUCACCGACGCGGACAACUUUGGCGUCAGUUUCCCCAUGGACCUGGACGUCAAGAUGAAGGGCGUCAUGCUGGGAGCACUCUUUCUUAUCGACUUCUUGUUCUUCGAAACCCAAAAGCAAAACCACUAGGGUGCAGUGGGUCAGUAGCCAGAGUAUCUGUUGCUUGUUUGUCAACAUCCACCCAAGGAAAUACACCAAGGAUACACUGGCACUGAGAUGGGAGGUCGCUGCUAACGCAUACAAGAGUGUAAGCCAGGGCCUUGACUUUUCUUUCCAAUUUCAGUCGCUUCGUCAAGUAUUUUGUUGGUAGGUCCGGGACAACGAAUUGAGCUUUAAGAAUCUCUCUGUCUGUCCCCCCCCCCCCCUCUCUCUCUAUAUAUCUAUCUAUCUUUCUGUUUCUCUCUCUCUCUCUGAUCACUUGCUGUCUUGGUCUGUCUCAUUUUGUUUUUAUCCCCCAUACAUUAGGUCAUUGCACACAUCUUAGAUUUUUGUUUUGUUUCAGUGCUAGUUCCUGGCAACGCUAGACAAUAGUGAGUCGGGAAAAGUAGACGUGACGUGUCAGGGUGCUGCUGUGCACACAUGGUGUGUGUGUGUGUGUGUGUGUGUGUGUGUGCGCGCGCGCGCGCGUGCAUGUGUGUGUGUGUAUGCGCAUGUCCGGGUGUGUGAGGGUGUACGUGUGUAUGGCAUGCUGUUGCUGUCACGGGCCAAGACAUUACAUUUCAACCAGCUAGUACUGUGUUCUGUAUAUAACCUAUACAGACUGCUGAUAUUGUCCAACGCUACCUACCUUCUUUGUCCUCUCCUCUCUUCCUCUUUCUCCAUCCUUUUUCUCUCACUCUGCUUGUUUAGGCUCUAAUUAGGAAUGGACUUGCCCUUGUUUCUCGUUUUUUUCUCUUCAUGUUCCUCUCUCAGCUUUUCUUAGCCUCUUUUUUCUUCUUAUGAUAGGAUAGGUCAUUGGGAUAGGUCAUUGCUCUUUGAAUCAAGCGUUACUACGGUUGUAGUUGUUGCGAUUUUUGUAGCCUUCACAAUGCCGCCCUAGUAACACUGCCGCCCUAGUAACACUGCGGCUUGUGUGUCUGCUGGCUUCUGGAGAAAACAUUGGUGAACACGGAACUUGUUGCCACGUCUGA
Molecule: messenger RNA, 1859 nt
Organism: Sycon ciliatum
Lineage: Eukaryota; Metazoa; Porifera; Calcarea; Leucosolenida; Sycettidae
Product: phospholipid scramblase 1-like
Exons: 1
Coding region: 130-858 (242 amino acids)
Biological process (GO): plasma membrane phospholipid scrambling
Cellular component (GO): plasma membrane
Molecular function (GO): phospholipid scramblase activity
Source: RefSeq, a predicted model, not a curated record